Nicotiana tabacum (common tobacco) is the source of this 2311-nucleotide messenger RNA. Its product is annotated as putative L-type lectin-domain containing receptor kinase S.5. Gene Ontology annotation, biological process: protein phosphorylation. Lineage: Eukaryota; Viridiplantae; Streptophyta; Magnoliopsida; Solanales; Solanaceae. The record is from RefSeq and is a predicted model, not a curated record. Gene Ontology annotation, molecular function: ATP binding; protein kinase activity; carbohydrate binding.
UUCUUUCCCUACAUACUUACAUAUUGAAGCAUAAAACAUAAGUUUGUGACAUGUUACUAUGUUUUAUCUAGGCAAGAUUAGUUAUUUAACCUCCCUUCUUUAUCUAAUUUUCUUCAUAUUCACACUUUUCUUGGAAGGUUUUUUUGUUAUUAGGGUGGAUUGCCUGAAUUUCAGCUACGCAAAUUUCCCCAAGCAAAACGAAAAUGAUUUCAUCACUACUAAUUAUUCCUUCAUAGGAUUGAAUGCUGCUAUGCAAGUAACAGGCGAUGCUCGUGGAACUACUAUCACAAACUUAUCUGGAAGAAUAUGGUAUCAUCAGCCUUUCAAGUUAUGGAAUCGAAAGAAGGACAUCACAGCAUCGUUUAAUUCCACGUUUGUGAUUAAUAUCACUCCUCAGAGUAAUCCAUGGGGUGAAGGAUUAGCUUUCAUAUUGACAAAGGAAAGUGGUCUUUAUUCCAUCCCAGAUAAUAGUGAUGGACAAUGGCUUGGAAUUGUGAAUGCAAGUACAAAUGGAUCUUUAUCAAACAACAUUUUUGCAGUUGAAUUUGACACAAGGAAAAGUUACUUUGAAGAUCUUGAUGAUAAUCAUGUUGGCAUUGACAUAAACAGCAUCUAUUCUAUCAAUCAAGCUUCUUUAACCGACCGUGGUGUUAAUCUUUCACGAGCUAUUGAUGUUAUAGCAAGUGUUGAGUAUGAUGGAGAAUCAAAGAUCUUGAAUGUUUAUGCAUUCAUGAGUAAUCAGACUGGGGACUUUAACGCGAGAAAUCCCAUCAUUUCCAUGCCUCUUGAUCUUUCCUAUCUUCCCGAGGAUGUUUUCGUGGGAUUUUCAGCUUCAACUGGGAUAUAUACUCAGCUGAACUGCAUAAAGGCAUGGAAUUUUACAAGCAUAGAAAUUGGUAAUGAUAAUGAUGGUAGCCUAUUAUGGUUGUGGAUCUUGAUACCAAUAAUAUCGGUUCUGGUUAUGUUUCUUGGCGGGGUUUUUAUAUAUUUCACCUGGAGGAGGAAAAAGAAGAGGAUGCAAGUGAUAGAUCAAGAUGAGAAAAUAGAGAUACUGAUUCGGAGUUCAGCUACUGCACCACAGAGAUUCCAGCUAAAGGACUUGAAACGAGGGACCGGGAGCUUUGAUCCCAGGAACAUUCUUGGAAGAGGAGGAUGUGGAGUAGUGUUCAAAGGGUUGCUAGCUGAUAAAGAGGUAGCUGUGAAGAGAUUCUUUAGAGAUUCAAGUCAAGGGGCAAAAGAUCUCAUAGCAGAAGUCACAACCAUUGGCAAUCUCCACCACAAAAACCUUGUCAAAUUGAUAGGAUGGUGCUAUGAAAGCAAUGAACUCCUUGUGGUCUAUGAGUUCAUGCCAAAUGGGAGCUUAGACAAGUUGAUAUUUUGUGAAGAAAAAGGUGAAAUCAGAGAAGGGUUGAGCCUGAGUUGGGAAAAAAGACGUGUCAUUAUCUGUGGCAUAGCUCAAGCACUGGAUUAUCUGCAUAAUGGGUGCGCGAAAAGAGUACUUCAUAGGGACAUAAAAGCCAGCAAUAUCAUGCUUGACUCAGAACUCAAUGCUCGGUUGGGAGAUUUUGGAUUGGCUAGGACAGUUCAAGUGAGUGGAAUGACUCACCAUUCGACGAAAGAGAUAGCUGGAACUCUUGGCUAUAUGGCUCCAGAGAGUUUCCUUAUAGGCCGAGCCACAGUUGAGACAGAUGUGUUUGCAUUUGGAGUGCUCAUUCUUGAAGUUGCCUGUGGUCGAAAACCUGGAAACCAAAAUGAGGAGAAUAUCUACAGCAACAGAAUCAUUGAAUAUGUGUGGGAUCUCUAUAAGAGUGAAAGGAUCAUUGAUGCCAUAGAUGUUCGAUUGGAUAGAGAAUUUGAUGAAGGGCAAGCUGAAUGUGUGUUAAUGUUAGGAUUGGCUUGCUGCCAGCCGAAUCCAUAUGAGAGGCCAAGCAUGAAAACUGCUUUACAGAUUCUAACAGGGGAAUCAGUUUUACCAACUAUUCCUACUGAGAAACCUGCAUUUGUGUGGCCAGCUAGAGCUCCAUCGUCGAAUGAUGCUGCAGGUGACUCUCUCAUGGAAGGCCAACUUACACCAAUUACAGUUCUCAGUGGCAGAUGAUACCUUCUAUGCCUUAGGUUUGUCUGAUUGGAAUGCAGAUUCUGAGGAACCUCAACAUUGUUCAAACUUAAGUGCUCAUAUAAUCUGCUGUCAAAACAGCUAACUAUUUAGGAGGCAAAAUAUACUUGUAAUUUCACAUUAGCAAGGCAAGAAUGUUGCCUUUUUUUUUUUGUGUGUGUGUGUGUGUUGGGAAGGGAAGGUUCCUUCUUCAGA